UUUGGCUCGAGUCGUUACUCGAUAAGAGGGAGAAAUCGAUGAACGUACAAAACAAGUGUUGGUAGCAAGAAAAUCGUUUGUUUUUUAUCCACUCCUUUUCAACAACAUGGCAGGACCUUUAGAUAUCAUGCUGAAGAGUCUAAUGUCUUCAGCAGAAUUCAUUCAGUUGGAGAAUAAAAACUGGGAAAACAUCUCAAGAUUAUUGCCAAACACAACUCCCAGACAGGUGAAGCAACGUUAUGAUGAAUUGCUCAAGCAACAGAUCACUUCACAACUGAGUUGUACAACUCUACCGUCCAGCAAGUCUAGUCAGAGCAGUAAAUCCAGUAAAACAGACACAGAUGAUCAGAAAUCCUCCAGACCUGGCUCUGGGAGAUCAAGAGAUCUGAAAAUGGACAGAGACUUAACGAGUAGAAAAGUCAGGGCAGAUACUGAGGACUUUGGCCCCACAAUGGUGAUACAUGUUUGUGAUGAAGCUAAAAAUUUGAAACAAGAUUUCAGCUGCCCCAGGGAUCUCCUGGUCCAUGAAAUGAAGUACUUUGCAGAGUACCUGUCCACUGAUGCACAGAGGUGGGAGGAGGUGGACAUAUCUGUCCACUGUGAUGUCCAGAUAUUUGACUGGCUGAUGAAAUAUGUGAAAAGGUUCACCAAAGAGGUGCCUGAUCCACCGAAACUGGCGGACCUCAAACCCAACAAUGUGAUUUCUAUUUUGAUUUCGUCAGACUUUCUUAAAAUGGACUAUCUGGUCCAGGAAUGUAUAGGAUAUUGCCACAAGAACAUGAGUGCUAUUGUUGCAACACCAUGCAAUAUGAACUGUAUAAAUGAUAAACUUGUCACCAGAAUUGCUGAUAUGUUUACCCACAAUGAAGUAGAUGAAGUAAAAGACAAAAAGGAUAAAUUUAAAAGCAAACUGUUUGCAAAGAAAAUUGAAAAACUGUUUGAGCCAGAUGCUGUUAAUUUAUGCUCACCUGAAAAGGCUAUCACAUUAUUUAGGUGCUCUGUCUGCCAUAAACUGUUGACCAAAACUUUAGAGAAGAAACUUAAAUGUGCAACUAGCAGGACAACGAUUGACCGGGUGGGCAACCUUUCAUAUUACCACACACGUGACCCCAGCUGGGAUGUGAACGACUACCUCCUGGAGCAGAAGGCACAACUCAAGACGUGGAGAGAUGUGUACUGGCGGCUAUGGGGAACCAUUAACUUCCUGCAGUGCUCAAGAUGUAAAGAAUAUUUCACUUGUACAGAGCUGGGCCACUGUAAAUAUCACCCAGAGAAAGCUGUGUUUGAAGAAAAGAUUGGAGAUAAGAAGACAACUAGUGUGAUAGGAACAUACCCAUGCUGUGAUCAGAAGACACUGAGGUUUGAUCCUCUGGGUCAGCAGAAGGGUUGUAGAGUAAGGGACCACGUGGUGGUGCAAACAGUUGCAAAGAAAGGUGAAACUGCUGAAAAUACAAAUGACUCUUCUUCUCGUGUUUAUGAUGACCUCUUGGCACACAGAAGUGCUAUAACAGUUCCUUACCAAGGUCAAUCAGUCAGCAAUGAGAAUGAAUUGAAUGUGUUUGCCAUGGAAGAGUCAGCGUGUGGUAUACAGGACACAGUGGUUGGAGAGAAAAAGGAGGGAUCCAAUACAGAUGGGUCAAAAGCAGAGCCAAAGUUACAAGCCCUGACAGUGGAAGAAGAACUGGCUUUGGACUAUCCUAAUUUACUGGAGAGCGAUGAUGAAGUGGGGGAUGAGGAACCAGCAAGAGGUGUUAAGUCAAAGACCAGGCGAGUGACUGUGGACCCUCAUGCCAUUCUGGUGGAUGGACCAGAGUUUAACACUACUAAGAACAGAAAGUGGGACACAUCCAGGUCUAUGAGAUGGAAUCAGGACACCCAAAGAGAUGAUGACCAGAGAAGAAUGAGAGAAAUAGUAAGCUACUUGACAAAGUUGAGGCUACCUAGUGAAAAGCUGGAAAAGUACAAGCAGAAAGAGUAUGCUGGGGGGUUGUAUAUGAAAAUUGAAGCUCAGUGGAAGGCAGCUAAUACACCAACUACCAAGCAAAAUCCCAAUGUAAUCAGGGCGAAAACAAGAGUAGGCCAAAUGAGAUCUACAGUAUCUGCGUAACCAUGUGCAUCACCAUGGGCAGCAACCAUAAUAACAACUAUGAAAGACAUUUGGAAUUACUGAAUUCUGAACCACAUAAUACCAGGGUGUUCAAGCUGUUUAUCUAUACAGUGUUGAGUUGUGAAGGUGUUUUGUUGAGGGGAAAAAGUUCAUAUAUGUAUAUGAAAUAUAAUCAGAGCUAGAGAGGCAAUAUGUAUGGGUCAAUUUUAGUCUGUGAAGUAGAGAAAAUAAAAGUAUGCAUUCAGUAGAUUGCACAGCUGUCACUUGAUAAUACAGCCAUCCUUUUUUACUGCAAUGAUCUCUGUACUACCUCAGAUAUUAAAGUAAAUAAAAGUUUUGCACAUCCAUUUCUGAGGAAAAAAACGGUGUUCAGUAAUAUGUUACAUGCUGAAAAAGUCACCAUAUACACACAAUUGUUACCAGUGGACUUUUUUCAGCAUUCAUUUCAAAGAAUAUUGCUCUUAGACCUUCUUGUUUUAUUGUUUUCCUUCUGAUGGCUGUGCAUGCUCUUUAUUGUGUUGCUGCUGUAAGCAUUAAAAUGUGUCCUGUUUGUGAUAUAAUGAUUUUUGUGUGUAAAAUGGAAAUGUUACAAUUGUAACACAUUUUAUGUGGCCCUCAGAAUACUUUUACAGAAAAAAUAAAAUAUUGAUUUAA
Lingula anatina is the source of this 2761-nucleotide messenger RNA. Its product is annotated as SANT and BTB domain regulator of class switch recombination. NCBI's taxonomy places the organism in Eukaryota, Metazoa, Brachiopoda, Lingulata, Lingulida, Lingulidae. The record is from RefSeq and is a predicted model, not a curated record.